UCUGUAUGUUGUCUCAAGCUAGUUGGUGCGAGAUAGGUUACUUUCAAGCUUUUUUAUCUUUGCACUGGAUUAGACGAUUAAAUGAUUACUGCUGCUUAUAUAAUCAAUCACUUGUGGUACAGUUUCUUGUUACGGAUACCUCACACUUCAUCGUCAACUUCCCUUUACUAUUUUUGUUUUGAAUUGAAUUUGACCACCCUAUUUUUCAGUGCGACCAAACUAAACAUCUGAAGCAAGUUGUGACCGGUGUAACUAUUUCUGCGAGUUGUCAAAAUGACUGAGGUUCACAAUUCUUCCGCCUUGUACGAGUUGAAGGAACACGGUUUAAUCAGUUAUCCGGGUGCUGAAGAGGAGUGGAGUACCGAGAUAUUUCGCAACAAAUUUGAGGUCUCCAUCACUGACAUGUCGGACACCUUGGAGUUCGAUAUGGUGCAUAUCGAUUGCUCUUUCGCUAACGCAAUUAGGCGCAUACUCAUAGCCGAAGUUCCCUCCAUCAGCAUUGAGCGUGUGUAUCUAUUCCAGAACACAAGCGUAAUGCCCGAUGAGGUUCUGUGCCAUCGACUGGGCCUUGUCCCGUUAGCGAUCGUUCCGCGACAUCUGAUAUUCCCAUCCAGAAGUUUGCCAGAAACGGAUGAACUGACCGAAUUCAAUCCAAUGGAGCAUGUAGUUUUUGACUUCAAGGUUUCCUUCAAAAAGUCGGAUUUGAAGGGCUGUUCAGAAAGCUCUGGAAAGGAGUUCAUAAGUGAAUUCAAUAUUCCCUCAGUUCGAUCUUUGGCAGUCUACAGCUCGGAGCUCAAAUGGGUUCCGUUGCCCGGACAGGAGGAGCUCUUCGGAGCGGACCAACCCACUGUCGUUUCUCCUCACAUUUUGAUUAACAAACUGGCCGUUGGGGAUGAAAUUGAAGCUCGAUGUGUUGCUGUUAAGGGCGUCGGACGGGAUCACGCCAAGUUCUCUCCAGUCGCUGCGGCCUACUAUAAAUUCCUUCCUGUGAUCAAAUUGCUGCGCCAUAUCGAAGGAGAUGAAGCCAGACUGCUUCAGCGGAGUUUUGCUCGCGGUGUUAUCGGGAUCGAUCCGAAGACAGAACGAGCCUACGUACUCAAUGCUCGAUUGGAUAAUGGAUCACGGGAACAUAUGCGACAUCCACAGUUCCGUGAUGACGCUGUGUUUGUUGGGGUUGAUUCCUCACAUUGCAUAUUCACCGUAGAGUCGAUCGCGCCAACCCAGCGCCCCCCUGCGCGAUUAGUCCGUUCAGCAAUCGAAGUAAUGAUAGAAAAAUGUGGCCAUUACUUGGCCAUUAUGGACAAGCCAGGAUUUGGGGAUGUGGUCGUAGAAGGAGUCGAUCCUGUGACGCCGGCGGGCGACCGAAAGUUGGAAACUGGAAGCUUCCAUAGUCGCUUGAAUGAUCGUGAUGUUGGACUUGAAGUGGCUCAUAUGUCUCGUGACAAGCGGCGCGUCACGUACACUUUCCACGGCGAGGAUCACACUCUCGGCUUGGCUCUUCGGUAUUGCAUCUUACACAGCACCAAAGCGACCUUUUGCGGCUAUUGUGUGCCACACCCUUUGGAAGACAAGAUUCACUUCGACGUUCAGGUGAAAAACGGCUCAGCCCAUGAUACUUUACGUGAAGGACUACUGUGCCUACGUGACUGCUUUGUACAUAUCAAAUUGGCCUUCAAAUCCGCUCUACAGUCGUUCAGAAAGGACUUAUCAGAUCAGAAGAAAUGAUUUGUACAUAAACAGAAUAUACAAAGUGCGGGCAUUGUUAAAUAACGAAGUACGUUUGUGUUCGUAUUGGGGUAACUGCACGCAGUUGGUCGGGCUGUUCGCGUAAUGAAAGGGAAGGGGAAAACAGGUAAUGAAGCAAUGCGUGUG
Opisthorchis viverrini is the source of this 1872-nucleotide messenger RNA. RefSeq lists its product as hypothetical. The record is from RefSeq and is a predicted model, not a curated record. Gene Ontology annotation, biological process: DNA-templated transcription. NCBI's taxonomy places the organism in Eukaryota, Metazoa, Platyhelminthes, Trematoda, Opisthorchiida, Opisthorchiidae. Gene Ontology annotation, cellular component: RNA polymerase I complex; RNA polymerase III complex. Bases 274 to 1725 code for a protein of 483 amino acids. The transcript has 6 exons. Gene Ontology annotation, molecular function: protein dimerization activity.